AUGCAGAAGCUCUGUCCCAAUCUUGACCGCGAGGAUGGGCUCGAAACAGUGCUUGAGGUUCCCAUCCCAGAGAUUUUCACCGUGAAGAGGGGUAUCAGCAGAGCUUGGCAGAACGUGAAGUCAUGGAUGAAGCCAAACUUUGAAUCAAGAUCAUCAUCAUCACUCUUUGGAAGCCAAAACACAGACAUCCAGCUAUUGCUUAGUGUUUUGGGAGCGCCAUUAAUCCCUUUCCCUAUCACCUCUGAGAACCAACCCAUCAUCACCCACAGCAUUAAAGGCCAUCAUAACAUGGAGGCUUCCAUGGCGAAAUAUAUAGUGAAACAGUACGUGGCGGCUGUGGGAGGAGAGAGUGCUUUGAAUUCGGUGGAAAGCAUGUAUGCUAUGGGUCAGGUGAGAAUAGGAACCUCAGAGUUUUCUGCAGGGGAGAAUAACAAGAAGACGGUGAAGGUGAAGAAGGAGAAGAUGAAGCGAGAGAUGGGAGGUUUCGUGUUGUGGCAGAAGAGGCCAGAGUUGUGGUGCUUGGAGCUGGUUGUUUCUGGGUACAAGAUCAGUGCCGGGAGUGAUGGCAAAGUGGCAUGGAGGCAAACCCCUUGGCAACAUUCUCAUGCUUCUCGUGGCCCACCUAGACCACUUAGGCGUUUAAUUCAGGGUCUUGAUCCAAGAUCUACGGCCAAACUAUUCAACGAGUCCAUAUGCAUUGGGGAGAAGAGAGUGAACAACGAAGCAUGUUUCGUACUGAAACUUGAAACAGAGUCCACUUCAUUGCGAGCAAGAAGCAGCAGCAACAUAGAGGUAAUUAGUCACACAAUAUGGGGCUACUUCAGCCAGAGAACAGGUCUUUUGGUGCAGUUAAAAGACUCCCACUUGCUCAAACUAAAAUCCUCUGGAAGUGAUAGCAUAUUCUGGGAAACCAACAUGGAGUCCCUCGUACAAGAUUACAGAACCGUGGAUGGCAUUAACAUAGCACACGCUGGGAAGACUUGUGUCUCUUUGUUAAGGUUUGGUGAAGACCCUUCUCAGAGCCUUUCGACGACCCGAAUAGAAGAGGUUUGGCAAAUUGAAGAAGUGGACUUUAACAUUAAAGGGUUGUCCAUGGAUUGCUUUCUACCCCCUAGUGCUUUGAAGGGAUCAGAGGAUGAAAGAGGGGUAGCAGAGUGUGGGGUGUCUACUAGCAAUGCAAAAUCAUCAUUUAAGAUUUCAUCUGCUUCUUUUAAGAUUAGUUCUUCCAAAGUAGCUGCUGUAAAUGUGGAUGAUUCAAGUGCUAGUGAAAGCGAUGAAGACAUGUAA
Messenger RNA from Gastrolobium bilobum, 1287 nucleotides. RefSeq lists its product as uncharacterized. The record is from RefSeq and is a predicted model, not a curated record. The coding region runs from base 1 to 1287 and encodes 428 amino acids. NCBI's taxonomy places the organism in Eukaryota, Viridiplantae, Streptophyta, Magnoliopsida, Fabales, Fabaceae. The transcript has 3 exons.